Messenger RNA from Homalodisca vitripennis (glassy-winged sharpshooter), 561 nucleotides. Its product is annotated as U-scoloptoxin(01)-Cw1a-like. Gene Ontology annotation, molecular function: chitin binding. Gene Ontology annotation, cellular component: extracellular region. Bases 64 to 477 code for a protein of 137 amino acids. The record is from RefSeq and is a predicted model, not a curated record. The transcript has 4 exons. NCBI's taxonomy places the organism in Eukaryota, Metazoa, Arthropoda, Insecta, Hemiptera, Cicadellidae.
CACACCUCAAUAUCACACUGAUAACGUUGCCGCUGUCGCAGAUCUUUCUUUGGUCAACUCUAAAUGUUCAACGUGCUCAAGCUGACUGUGUUGACAACAUUGAAACAAUCAAUUCAUAUCCGGAGGAUUUUGAUGAUGUACCUGAGAGUUGCUGUCCUCAGCGGGGUGUGUCUGCUGGUGUAUUCGCAAGUGAACACGCCUGAGUACCCGUCCUACAACGAGAUACCUCGUGGCCUCAGCUUCUCUUGCAGUCAGAGAGGUCCAGGAUACUAUGCUGACCCCGAGGCCCAAUGUCAGGUGUGGCACUGGUGCCUGCCCUCAGGCCAACAAUACAGUUUCCUUUGUCCGAAUGGCACGGUGUUCAAUCAGCUGUACCGCGUCUGCGACUGGUUCUUCAACGUUGAUUGCCCAGCCUCCCAAAACUUCUACAAUGUCAACGACGAUCUCUACAAAGACAGUAAAGGCAACCCGAUUUGAGAUAUAAUUCCCUUUUUGUUAUAAGAGUUUCCAAUUUUUUGUACAUUUUUACUUGUAAUUUAUUUAAAUGUGUAUCAAUAAAUA